AUGAAGACUCUGAGGCUAAGAAAGAACAUGGUGAAAUUUUCUUUAUACAGGCACUUUACAAAUACUCUGAUCUUUGCUGUGCUGGCUUCUGUCGUGUUUAUGGUGUGGACAGUUAUGACAUUUAGAUUUGCAAAAUGUCGAUCAGAUUGGAUGGAAAUCUGGGUUGAUGAAGCAUUUUGGAGCUUCCUCUUUUCAAUUAUCCUUAUGGUAAUAAUGUUUUUGUGGAGACCAUCAGCAAAUAAUCAAAGGUAUGCCUUCAUGCCCUUAAUUGAUGAUUCUGAUGAUGAAGUUGAAGAAUACAUGGUAACUUCUGAAAAUUUAACUGAAGGAAUAAAAUUAAGGACCUCAAAAACGGUUUCCAAUGGAACAGCUAAACCACCAACUUCUGAUAAUUUUGAUGAAGAUUUGAAGUGGGUGGAAGAAAAUAUUCCCUCUUCAUUCACAGACGUAGCUCUUCCAGUAUUGGUAGAUUCGGAUGAGGAAAUUAUGACCAGAUCUGAAAUGGCAGAAAAAAUGUUCUCUUCAGAAAAGAUAAUGUGA
Pipistrellus nathusii (Nathusius's pipistrelle) is the source of this 540-nucleotide messenger RNA. Lineage: Eukaryota; Metazoa; Chordata; Mammalia; Chiroptera; Vespertilionidae. The record is from the annotation of a GenBank genome assembly.